Molecule: messenger RNA, 756 nt
Organism: Metarhizium acridum CQMa 102
Lineage: Eukaryota; Fungi; Ascomycota; Sordariomycetes; Hypocreales; Clavicipitaceae
Source: RefSeq, a predicted model, not a curated record
AUGUCUAGGAUAUGGUUAAGCCCGGCGUCCAGCUCCAAUGAUGCUUCCGCGAAGGACAAGUCGAGCAUCAAAAAUGAAUUCGGCAUAAAGACCAUCAUUGAUCUUCGGACCAAGACUGAACUGAUCAAAGAGGCUGAAAAGGUCCAGGCCGAAACGAGUAGCAAUGCCUUUUCUUCUUGGUUCUCUUCCCAGCCAUCUCUGCCACGUAUCGACGGUAUAAAUUACGAGGAGAUCCGGAUUACCGGCCGGCCAUUCGAGAGACAUCUUCUCAGUCAACUGUCAUGGUGGAGCUUUUUAAUCGAAGCCGUCAGGCUCAUCGCGACCGAGGUCAUGCUUCAGCGUGGUUUGCUCGGCCUUGGAAUUGACACAAUUGAUCACUCUGGCUCCGAGAUUCGCCAGGCUCUUGAGCUGUAUACCACUUCGAGUACGCUCCCCGUUUUGGUUCAUUGUACACAGGGCAAAGAUAGGACAGGACUCAUUUGCAUUUUGAUCUUGAUGAUUCUCGAUGUUCCUCUGGGCGCUAUAGAGCAUGACUACUUCCUGACAGAUCCAGCUCUCGAGGCAGAACGCCAUGAGAGGCUAGCUGAAAUCCGACAAAUCGGCUUGACAGAUGAUUGGGCUGUCACGGCUCCUGAAUUGGUCAUUGGGGUACAGAAGCAUUUAGACGUGGUGUAUGGCGGAUUGGAGGCCUAUCUCGAUGACAUUGGGUUUGAUGGAAUCCAGAGGGCACAACUCCGGGAGCUUUUGCUAUAUUGA